Suillus discolor is the source of this 864-nucleotide messenger RNA. RefSeq lists its product as uncharacterized. Bases 1 to 864 code for a protein of 287 amino acids. The record is from RefSeq and is a predicted model, not a curated record. The transcript is spliced from 7 exons. Lineage: Eukaryota; Fungi; Basidiomycota; Agaricomycetes; Boletales; Suillaceae.
AUGUCUUCCAUUGCAAAGAAACAAGACUUAGAAUUUACCCUAAAAGACUUCACACAAAUUUUCGAGCAUGCCGGAUCCCGCCUGCUCAUCAUUCGCAUUGAGCUUGAGAAAACAAAGCUCACAAUAUCGCCGGACGAUCGAGGUCAAUUGAACUUCCAGGCCUACACACUCCCUUGGAUGGCAUUUUGCGCCAGGUUGUCUAUCAACCCACCACUGUCGAAGCACCUCUGUCAGGUUGUCGACGUGGUGUCAAUGAAACAGCUCAGCAUGAUGGCAGAUUAUAUGGAGGUGUAUGACUCAUUCCUCAGUUUGCCGGUUUCGCCAUCCGGCCCAUGGACUAAGGGACACCUCAUCUGCGAGUAUCGCCAUGCUUGGUUUUUGACAACAUACCCGGACUGCCAUGAGGUGAAGGAAUGUGUCACGGCGCAUUUUGCGCAAUUGUUUGAAGGAGACGCCUUGGUCACACCGGCAACAUCGGUUGAAGCAAUGUCAACACCGAUUGCUCAGCAGCUAGCCACCAUCUGCGCCGAGGCUGGGGAAGAAGGCCAAUAUCUUUUAAAGAUGUUGGAAGACAAGGUUAUAGAGGCAAAGAUGGUGGUGGCCACUAUGCUGAGGAUGGACACCUCAUUAGGGGAUGAUGUACUUAAUGCCAUCACGGCAUCUGAAAAACUGGUCAAGUAUUUGAAACAAGAGGCAACGGAUAAUAGUUUCUUUGAGAUAUGGAUAGAGAUUUUGGAAAUGGAUGUUUUGACAGGAUGCCGGCAUGGCGGGUCAAUCCCCUUAUCAUCGCCGAAGUUGCACAAUGCUGUGAAUGAUAUCGCCGGGUGCACAAAACUGGCAAGUCUGGCGGAAGCGACAGGAUGA